AUGACCUCUCGUGAUGGCUACCAGUGGACGGCAGAGACUGGUCUUUCCCAAGGAGUGCCCUCCAUUGGGGUUAUCUCACCUGCCACAAAUAUCGAUUCGUCCGCGGGGCCCUGGGAUGUUAUUGUGAUCGGAGCUGGAUAUUCCGGGCUGACUACUGCUCGCGACUUGUGUAUUUCAGGACACAAAGUGCUUCUAGUGGAAGCACGGGAUCGGAUUGGUGGGCGCUCAUGGUCUUCAAAUAUCGGAGGCUAUCCGUUUGAAAUGGGGGGAACAUGGGUACAUUGGGGACAAUCGCAUGUCUGGCGUGAAAUAUCUAGGUAUCAGAUGCGACAAGAGAUGGAGCCUUCGUUCGAUUUCUCCCGUGGAGUGAAUCAUUUCCAGUUGCGGACAAAUCAAGGACAGACAAUAAUGAGUCACACAGAUGAGGAUGCACUUCUUUCCACGGCCAUAGAGAAGUUCGUGGAUGUUGAUGGUGAAAAGGGAAGGAGGAUUAUCCCAUUCCCGCACAAUGCGUUCCAUGUGCCCGAGGCGCGCCAAUACGACAAUAUGUCUGCAAAGGACCGCUUGGAUGCCAUCGCCUUGUCGCUAACACCCAAUGAACGCAUGGCUCUGGAGAGCUUUAUUCUUCUGUGUAGCUGCGGCACGUUAGAAACAACGAGUUUCUUUGAGAUGCUUCAUUGGUGGGCUCUGUCCGGUUACACUUAUCAAGGCUGCAUGGACCAUUUAAUAUCCUACAAGUUCAAGGAAGGGCAGUCUAGCUUUGCCAUAAGGUUCUUUAGAGAGUCUCUUGCAACGAAAAACCUAUGUUACGCCUUCAAUAGCCCAGUCAACGCAAUAACUGACCAGGGAGACAAGGUCAAGAUAACCGCUCGAGAUGGCCGUCAGUAUACAGCGGCUCGGCUGGUCUCCACAAUUCCACUCAACGUUCUCAAUACCAUUGCAUUCGACCCACCCCUGAGUGUGCAGCGUCAAGCUGCAUCAAGAAUUGGCCAUGUCAAUCAAUGUGUCAAGGUCCAUGCUGAAAUAGCAAGCAAAGAGAUGCGGUCCUGGACAGGAAUUUCCUAUCCCUUCAAUAAGCUUGCCUAUGCGAUAGGUGAUGGGACAACGCCAGCCGGAAACACUCACAUUGUAUGCUUUGGUGGAUUUCAUAACCAUAUUCACCCAGAAGAUAAUGUGAAUGAGACCAAAAAGGCGGUCGAGAGCAUGGCACCGGGGAAUAUGGAUAUAAAGAGACUGGUUUUUCAUAAUUGGAGUAAGGAUGAGUUUGCAAAAGGGGCGUGGUUUUCCCCUCCCCCAGGUCUCUUGUCAACUUCGCUGGACGCCAUGCGAGAGCGACAUGGCAAUAUUCUUUUUGCUAAUUCUGAUUGGGCUGUUGGAUGGCGGAGCUUUAUUGAUGGAGCUAUUGAAGAAGGAACACGUGCUGCGAUGGCGAUAAAAGAAGAGCUUCAACUUGUCAAAUCUACUGCUCGACCCCGUCUAUAA
Penicillium macrosclerotiorum is the source of this 1482-nucleotide messenger RNA. RefSeq names its product flavin monoamine oxidase family protein. NCBI's taxonomy places the organism in Eukaryota, Fungi, Ascomycota, Eurotiomycetes, Eurotiales, Aspergillaceae. The record is from RefSeq and is a predicted model, not a curated record. Gene Ontology annotation, molecular function: oxidoreductase activity. The transcript has 4 exons. The coding region runs from base 1 to 1482 and encodes 493 amino acids.